Molecule: messenger RNA, 3127 nt
Organism: Sphaerulina musiva SO2202
Lineage: Eukaryota; Fungi; Ascomycota; Dothideomycetes; Mycosphaerellales; Mycosphaerellaceae
Exons: 1
Coding region: 1-2895 (964 amino acids)
Molecular function (GO): transmembrane monodehydroascorbate reductase activity
Source: RefSeq, a predicted model, not a curated record
AUGUCUGCCGAUGAUGGCUUGUCCGCUCCCGGGAGCAGCAUCUACGAUAGCACCAGCAUGUUCGUGGGGGAUGGAACCUGGGAUGCUACUCGUAAUACCUUCCUGCUGCCCAAUCUCCAGGGCCUCAACUUCGAUACCAUGCGGUACAAUGGAAUGGGCAAUCGCUUCCGAGGCCUGUCGCAAUAUCAUACCCUCAUCUUGGGUCACGGAGUAGUGGCUGCCAUCACGUUCAUGGGUGUUGUGCCCGCCGCCAUCUUCAUCGCGAAAUACUACCACUCCGGUGGAAGGUUGGCCUACAAGCUGCAUGUCUACCUGCAGAUCUUGACAGUCUUCCUAGCUACAGUGGUGCUAGUGCUAGGCUGGUUCGCAGUGGGGCCCGAUAGGAGCCUGUCCAAUCCUCAUCAUGGUAUUGGAGUCGCUAUCUAUGUCUGUGUGCUCGUGCAGUUUCUCUAUGGCUGGUGGAUGUCGCGGCGGGAGCGAAAGAGGACAAGUCCACAUCCGACACUACCUUUGAAAGUGCAUCUGCAUCGUUUGUUCGGACGCGCUAUUGCUAUCCUGGCAUUCGUGCAGAUUGCGCUCGGUUUGACGCUGUACGGCUCUCCGUUGGUGCUGUUUGUCUUGUAUGCCUUGGUCGGGACAUUUCUGCUCUUACUUUACCUCGUACUCGAGUACCGAAACAAGCCUCGCAUUGGCGAUAGGGUCUCGCCGUCUGGAGCAAGGUCCGACUACUACUCAGACUACACUGGGAGCUAUCUGACCGGUGAUCGCACGGAGCUGACCGAAGAUCGGCAGUCUCGAAGGAGUAGUCAACAGCACGAUGAGAAGAGCAGUGGAGGAUGGGCCAAGAAGGCACUGGUAGGAGCAGGUUUGAUCGGUGCAUAUAAAUGGUGGUCCGGAAAGCGGAAGAAGCAAGACACGGAUGAAGAUCUGUACACCGAGUAUACCGAGAGCAAUGUCGACCGUACGCAUCGCCCGCCUCGCACUCCUGGGCCUUCGGAAUCAUCUAUAGCACCUUCUGGACGGCCGCCGUAUGAACCGCCCGGAAGAACACCUAGCAGGCCACCUCCUCCUGCUAGCUACGCAGGGCACAAUAGACCGCCGAGUCGAGGGAGCCACAUGGCUCGACCGCAUGGAGACACUGUACUGUCCCCCCAGACCUGGGAGAACGACGACUACGAUGGAGAUGAGAAGUUAGGCGACAAGCCGCGAGACAACACCUGGCGCAAUCGACUCCUAGGCGCAGGAGCCGGCAUUGCUGCUUUCCAAGGAGUAAAAAGUCUGUUUAGUAGCGGCGGAAAACGCAAGAACGGACACGGGGACUCACUUGUCAACUAUAGGCCUCCGCAUGGGAACAAUCAGAGUACAGUUAGUCAAACGGAUGUGUCCCGGGUGGAGGCAGGCCAAGCUCCUUUUUCACCAGACGAUCCAGGAAGAGUUCACAGACCGCAAUUCUCAGAGACGACGCAAAUGACACCUUCGCGGCCGCCUAGGAGAAGAAGACCUAGUGUGAGCUCUGUGUCAUACGAUGAAGACGGUAGUUAUGGGCCACCGCCAAGAAUGAAUUCCGACGAGCCAAAUCUGCAGAAGAGCAUUGCUGCACUGGGCGCCGUAGCUGGGCUCAGAGAGUGGAACAAGCAACGGAAAGCUCGCAAUGAGCGGCAGAGGCAGGAGCGCAUCCGACAGGAGCAGCUCGAACGUGAAGAGCAAUACACUCGGCGAAAUUCUAAUCGAUACCCUCGUCCCCAGGAUGCAAGCGGUCGAAGAGCUAGUCACUCCGAUACGCUUAUGACUGGUCCUGAGCAUGCACCUGGAAGUCAUCCUUCUGGGUCGAGACAGAGUAUCAGACCAGAUAUCAGUCAACCUCCACUGCCGAUGGUUGCGGGAGCAGUUCCUCUAUCAGUCCAUGAUCCGGACCCAUUCCAUGUCCACCAACAACAGCAGCAGCAUCAGCAGCAGCAGCAGCAGCAGCAUCUUCAUAUUGUACUGCCUCCACCACCUCCUGGUCCACCACCCAGUGAUGGCGCUCGGCCGAUAGGAUAUCAACCUCCACCUCCGGGCUCACUGCAAAUGCCUCAGGGGGCAAUCGAUCCAGAUCCAUCGAGACUAGUAUCGGAACAAAUGCAAUCAUCUAGCCAUUAUCACGAAGAUGUCACAAUCGCUGCUACAUCUGCCGCGACUGCGAGUGCGGCAUUGGCAGCAGGCCAUCAGACACAGUCGUCAUCGCCAACAAGGCGACAACACUCGCGGACAGGUUCAGAAUCCAGAGUUCCAGGUCGCAGGGGAAGCACGACUUCAGCUGGCUUUUCAGGAGCCAGCGCCUUAGGUGGUGGACAGAGCGUGGAGACCCCGCCAGUCAGUCUCAAGAUGAAGAUGCAUCCGGACGGUCAACAUGUCACCCUUCGACGACUGAAUGAGGAGGAAGCCGCGGCCGAGCGUGCCGCUCGUAGACGCGAGAGAAGGGCUCGACGAGCUUCUAGUCUGAGCAGCGCCGAGGAAGGACCAUCGAGGUAUCGAAGGAACGGCAGCAGGAGACCCUCCAGCCAGCAGCCCAUCACAAAUGUGCCUGUUCCGCCCCCAGCGUUAUCGAACUCAGCCAUUGCGGGUCAUCGACCUCCGUCAGAGCUCAAUCUACCUCCUUCGCCGCCAGUGCAUCGUGUUCCACAGAGUUCGGCAUCGCCUUCUGGGAUGCCACUGGCGACUGGGCCUGCUGGAAGCGGGACGGUGGGGAGUCCUGGUACCGUAGGAAGUCCUGGUACCGUAGGAAGAGGAGGAGGAACAGAUCUCGGGACAGGCACUGAUGUCAGCGCUUUCGACAACAACCGGAGACGCCGGCGGGCAGAAAGAGCCCGGAGACUGGAAGCAUCCAACCGUGGUGCCAGGGUGGAGUUCUCGUGAGCACACGCGCACAAAACUUCCACAAACGAUGUGUACGAAAUUUCGGGCUGGGCCUCAUGAGCGUUCUGAGCGAGCAUUGUUUUGCGUCUAGACACCCAACUUGAGAGAAGGUGUCGGUGCACUUAAUGAGCUACGAAAUCUGUCUGGACGAAUUCAUGGCAACUUCUUGCGGAAUUCUGCUACCGGAAUUGUAUGUAGAUGAGGCUGUUCAUAGAGUGCUUGGAAAAGUAAU